Messenger RNA from Leptosomus discolor (cuckoo roller), 4822 nucleotides. The record is from RefSeq and is a predicted model, not a curated record. NCBI's taxonomy places the organism in Eukaryota, Metazoa, Chordata, Aves, Leptosomiformes, Leptosomidae.
AUGAUUGAAACCAAAGACAGGGUGUCAGCAAAGAAAGAGACCUUUUACAUCGCCAGAGAAGCCAAAGACAGUAAGCAGGGACAGCACCAAGAAGCCAAUGCAGUGUCUCCUCAAGAACCUAAAGAAGGAAAAAAGGGUUCUCAGAUCCUGCAGAAAACUUCAAGCACCAUCACACUACAAGCUGUCAAACUGCAACCAGAACCAAAGGCAGAGCCCCAGACCACUUUCAUCAGACAGGGUGAAGACAGGAAAAGGGCUGUGCAGCCCCUGAUGUCAGCUCAGCAAACCCCCUCUCUGACAGGGCAAGUCAGUCCGAGGAGUAGAGAAGCAGAAAACAAAUCUCGAACCCCGAAGACUGUAUUGGAGGAGAAGAGGGAGCCUCUGGGAAUUCCUCCUCAGUUUGAGAGCCGUCCACAGAGCCUGGAAGCAUCAGAAGGCCAAGAGAUUAAAUUCAAGAGCAAAGUUUCAGGGAAACCAAAACCAGAUGUGGAGUGGUUCAAAGAAGGUGAACCUAUUAAAGCUGGAGAGGAUGUACAAAUCUAUGAAGAAGAUGGAAUUCAUUGCCUAUGGUUAAAGAAAGCCUGUUUGGGGGACAGUGGAUCUUAUAGCUGUGCAGCUUUCAGCCCCAAAGGCCAAACUUCCACGAGCUGGUUGUUAACUGUCAGAAGGCCUAAAGUUCAAGAGGUUGCUCCAUGCUUUUCCAGUGUCUUGAAAGGAUGCACUGUGAGUGAAGGGCAAGACUUUGUGCUGCAGUGCUGUGUAGGAGGCGUACCUGUGCCUCAGAUCACAUGGCUUCUCAAUGAGCAGCCAAUUCAGUAUGCCCAUUCAACUUUUGAAGAUGGAGUUGCAAAAUUGACUGUCCAAGAUGCCCUACCAGAAGAUGAUGGCAUUUAUACCUGUCUGGCUGAAAACAACACAGGACAGGCAUCUUGCAGUGCUCAGGUCACAGUCAAAGAAAAGAAGAGCAGCAAGAAGGCAGAAGGUGCACAGGCUGUCAAGUUAAACAAGACUUUUGCGCCCAUCUUCCUUAAAGGCCUGACUGACCUCAAAGUAAUGGAUGGAAGUCAAGUGAUAAUGACUGUGGAGGUAUCAGCUAACCCACCUCCUGAAAUUAUCUGGCUGCACAAUGGGAAAGAAAUCCAGGAGACAGAAGAUUUCCACUUUGAGAAGAAAGGCAAUGAGUACAGUCUGUACAUCCAGGAAGUAUUUCCUGAAGACACAGGCAAAUACACCUGUGAAGCCUGGAAUGAAUUAGGAGAAACUCAAACCCAGGCUACAUUGACAGUACAAGAACCUCAGGAUGGUAUUCAGCCCUGGUUCAUUAGCAAACCAAGAUCAGUGACAGCAGCUCCUGGGCAAAAUGUCCUUAUAUCCUGUGCCAUUGCUGGAGAUCCUUUCCCCACUGUUCACUGGUUUAAAGAUGGGCAAGAAAUAAUGCCAGGAACAGCAUGUGAAAUCCUGCAAAAUGAAGACAUCUUCACACUGAUCUUGAGGAAUGUGCAGUCUCGUCAUGCAGGACAAUAUGAAAUUCAGCUCAGGAACCAAGUUGGAGAAUGCAGCUGCCAGGUGUCUCUGAUGGUGCGGGAGAGUUCAGCUUCCAGAACAGAAAUGCUCAGAGAUGGGAGGGAAUCAGCCAGCUCUGGAGAGCAAAGAGAUGGUGGAGAUCAUGGUAAACUAACAUUUGGUAGAACAAGUGGCUUCAAAAAGAACAGCAGUGAAACCAGAGCAGCUGAGGAAGAGCAGGAAGACGUCCGAGGUGUGCUGAAGAGGCGAGUGGAAACUCGGGAACACACAGAGGAGAGCCUGAGGCAGCAGGAAGCUGAGCAACUUGAUUUCCGUGACAUUUUAGGCAAGAAAGUCAGCACCAAAAGUUUUUCUGAGGAGGAACUGAAAGAAAUCCCAGCCGAACAAAUGGACUUCCGAGCAAACCUGCAGCGGCAGGUCAAACCCAAGACCUUGUCAGAGGAGGAAAGGAAAGUUCAUGCUCCUCAGCAGGUGGACUUCCGCUCUGUGCUGGCCAAGAAAGGCACCCCAAAAACCCCAUUGCCAGAGAAGGUGCCACCUCCUAAGCCAGCCAUUACAGAUUUCAGAUCUGUGCUGGGCUCAAAGAAAAAGCCACCUGCAGAGAAUGGCAGCGCUAGCACCCCAGCACCAAAUGCCCGCACCAAUUCUGAAGCCCAGAACGCGACUCCCAAUUCUCAAGCCCCUGUUGCCAAACCAGCAGUGAAAAAAGAAGAGAAGAAUGACAGAAACUGUGAACAUGGGUGCGCAGUGGUGGAUGGCGGAAUAAUUGGGAAAAAAGCUGAAAACAAAACAACAGCAAGCAAACCACCAGCAAGCAAAGGAACAGCACCCUCCUUUACAGAGAAGCUUCAGGAUGCUCAAGUAGUAGAUGGUGAAAAAUUGGUCUUACAAUGUCGGAUUUCCUCUGAUCCCCCUGCAGCUGUCACCUGGACUCUAGACAGCAAAACCAUCAAAUCAUCAAAGUCCAUUGUCAUCUCCCAAGAAGGGACACUGUGUUCACUUACCAUUGAGAAGGCCAUGCCUGAAGAUGGGGGCGAAUACAAAUGCAUAGCUGAGAAUGCAGCAGGGAAAGCUGAAUGUGCUUGCAAAGUGCUGGUAGAAGAUGCCUCAUCCACAAAGACCUCAAAGCCUACUGAGAAGAAGACCAAGAAGCCUAAGACCACACUUCCCCCUGUGCUGCCAAUAGAAAGUGAAGCAACAGUGAAGAAGAAACCAGCUCCAAAGACUCCUCCAAAAGCAGCUGCUCCCCCUCAGAUUACUCAGUUCCCAGAAGACAGAAAAGUCCGUGCGGGUGAAUCAGUGGAGUUGUUUGCCAAAGUGUUAGGAACGGCACCCAUAACUUGCACCUGGAUGAAAUUCCGCAAGCAGAUUGAAGAAAAUGAAUAUAUUAAAAUUGAGAAUGCUGAAAACAGCAGCAAGCUAACAAUAUCAUCAACAAAGCAGGAACACUGUGGCUGUUACACCCUAGUUGUAGAGAACAAACUUGGCAGCAGACAAGCACAAGUCAACCUUACAGUUGUUGAUAAACCAGACCCCCCUGCCGGAACACCUUGUGCGUCGGACAUACGGAGUUCCUCCCUCACCCUCUCGUGGUACGGCUCCUCUUACGAUGGUGGAAGCGCAGUGCAGUCCUACACUGUGGAGAUCUGGAACUCGGUGGAUAACAAAUGGACAGAUCUCACUACCUGCCGCAGCACCUCUUUCAAUGUGCAGGACCUGCAGGCUGACCGGGAGUACAAAUUCCGUGUGCGAGCUGCUAAUGUGUAUGGCAUCAGCGAGCCCAGUCAAGAAUCCGAGCUGGUAAAAGUUGGAGAGAAACAAGAAGAACUUAAAGAGGACGAAGUGGAGCUGUCCGAUGAGGAAGGGAAAGAAACAGAGGCCGAGUAUCGGACAGUUACUAUCAACACGGAACAAAAAGUUUCAGAUGUCUAUAAUAUUGAAGAAAGACUGGGAUCGGGGAAAUUUGGACAAGUCUUUAGGCUUGUUGAAAAGAAGACUGGAAAAGUUUGGGCAGGAAAAUUUUUCAAAGCGUAUUCUGCUAAGGAAAAAGAAACCAUAAGAGAUGAGAUCAGCAUCAUGAACUGUCUACAUCAUCCAAAACUUGUCCAAUGUGUAGAUGCCUUUGAAGAAAAAGCCAACAUCGUUAUGGUCUUGGAAAUGGUUUCUGGAGGAGAACUCUUUGAACGAAUCAUUGAUGAAGACUUUGAACUGACAGAGAGAGAGUGCAUUAAAUAUAUGAAGCAGAUUUCAGAAGGAGUUCAGUACAUCCAUAAGCAGGGUAUUGUCCACUUGGAUUUGAAGCCAGAAAAUAUUAUGUGUGUCAACAAGACCGGUACAAGUAUCAAACUCAUUGACUUUGGACUUGCAAGAAGAUUAGAAAAUGCAGGUUCUCUGAAAGUUCUCUUUGGGACACCUGAGUUUGUGGCUCCAGAAGUUAUAAACUAUGAACCUAUUGGAUAUGAAACGGAUAUGUGGAGUAUAGGAGUUAUCUGCUACAUUUUGGUCAGCGGACUUUCUCCUUUCAUGGGAGACAACGACAACGAAACCCUAGCCAAUGUGACCUCAGCAACGUGGGACUUCGAUGAUGAGGCUUUUGAUGAAAUCUCUGAUGAUGCCAAGGACUUUAUCAGCAAUCUGCUAAAGAAAGAUAUGAAGAGUCGCUUAAAUUGUACCCAGUGUCUUCAGCAUCCUUGGCUGCAAAAAGACACCAAAACCAUGGAAGCCAAAAAACUCUCCAAAGAUAGGAUGAAGAAAUAUAUGGCCAGAAGAAAAUGGCAGAAAACGGGCCAUGCUGUCCGAGCAAUAGGAAGACUGUCAUCCAUGGCAAUGAUUUCUGGUAUGAGUGGGAGGAAGGCCUCUGGGAGCUCGCCUACCAGCCCUAUAAAUGCAGACAAAGUAGAGAACGAAGAUGCUUUCCUUGAAGAAGUGGCUGAAGAAAAGCCCCAUGUAAAGCCAUAUUUUACUAAAACAAUCCUUGACAUAGAGGUUGUGGAAGGAAGUGCUGCUAGAUUUGACUGCAAAAUUGAAGGCUACCCUGACCCUGAGGUAAUGUGGUACAAAGAUGAUCAGCCUGUCAAGGAGUCCCGUCACUUCCAGAUAGAUUAUGACGAGGAUGGGAACUGUUCUUUGACUAUUUCUGAAGUAUGUGGGGACGAUGAUGCCAAAUACACCUGCAAAGCUGUUAACAGCCUUGGGGAAGCCACGUGCACCGCAGAACUCCUUGUGGAAACAAUGGGAAAAGAAGGAGAAGAUGAAGAUGAGGAGGAGGAAGAAUGAAACAAGGCUCAAAGAAAAAAAA